Messenger RNA from Aspergillus homomorphus CBS 101889, 1206 nucleotides. Its product is annotated as cysteine hydrolase family protein. The transcript has 4 exons. The record is from RefSeq and is a predicted model, not a curated record. Lineage: Eukaryota; Fungi; Ascomycota; Eurotiomycetes; Eurotiales; Aspergillaceae. The coding region runs from base 1 to 1206 and encodes 401 amino acids.
AUGGCAGAUCCCACGGAUCUGAACUUGGACGCGCCGAGCGAUCUCCAAGACAUCCCAGAGAUGUCGAUGCAAUUGCUCCCUCCCCCCGAAGGGACAUAUCCCGACAACGGAAUCGCUCACGUGUGGUGCAACUUCCACUCCACCAGAGCGACCUUACUGGCAGCCGUGUCGGCGCACGGCAAAGCGCAUGGGUACAAUAUCGUAGUCAAGUCGUCGAGUACGCCCACGGACAAGAAACCCGGGCGAACCGCCAAGGUCUGGCUCCGGUGUGAUCGCGGCGGCCACUACCGUCCGCGGAAUGGUCUCACGGAGGAGACCAGGAAGCGGCGGCGAACGUCGCGGCUGAUGGACUGCCCGUUCAUGCUAGUUGCAGCUGGAACUCCUGGCAUCUGGACGCUGACGGUCCUGAACCCCACGCACAACCACGGCCCGAUUGUCGAGAAACCCCGACAGGUGCCUCAUCAUAAGGUGCGCAAGGGUCAGAUUGCGGCCGUACCGUACGAUUGGCCGCACGAUGCCACCUUGACCCCCUAUACCACGGCGUUAGUAAUCAUCGACAUGCAGAAGGACUUCUGUUCCCCGGGUGGAUACAUGGAGUACCAGGGCUAUGACAUCUCCGCUAAUCAGGCGCUAAUCCCGAGACUCCAACAUCUCUUGAACGCCUUCCGUGCGGCCGGGUUCCCCAUCUACCACACCCGCGAAGGCCAUCGCCCCGACUUGUCGACUCUGUCAAGCCGCGAGACCUACCGAUCCCGGAAUAAUGCCUCCGGGCUGGGGAUCGGGUCGCCUGGCCCGCUGGGCCGGCUGCUGAUCCGCGGCGAGGUCGGCCAUGACACGGUGGACGAGCUGUAUCCCAUCCCUGGGGAACCUGUGAUCGACAAGCCCGGGAAGGGGGCAUUCGCGCAUACGGAUUUCGAGCUCAUUCUGCGCAACCGCGGGAUCAAGAACCUGGUGAUCGCCGGCGUGACGACAGACGUGUGCGUGGCCACGACCAUGCGUGAGGCCAACGACCGGGGGUUCGACUGCGUGGUCCUCGAGGACGGCACGGCGGCCAGCGAGCCGUCGCUGCACGUGAGCACGAUCGAGUCGGUCAAGAUGGAGGGAGGCAUCUUUGGGGCGGUGACCAAGCUGGAGGAUGUCGUGCAUGCCGUGGAGAAUUUCAAGGCCGUGACUGUGAAGAAGCUGGCUCCGCAGAUGGCAGUCUAG